Molecule: messenger RNA, 2362 nt
Organism: Esox lucius (northern pike)
Lineage: Eukaryota; Metazoa; Chordata; Actinopteri; Esociformes; Esocidae
Product: zinc finger protein 37-like
Exons: 4
Coding region: 91-2241 (716 amino acids)
Biological process (GO): regulation of transcription by RNA polymerase II
Molecular function (GO): DNA-binding transcription factor activity; RNA polymerase II cis-regulatory region sequence-specific DNA binding
Source: RefSeq, a predicted model, not a curated record
CUUCGCUCACGCUAAAUCCUAAUGGGUCGCCGCCACAAGUAAUAUAAACAUUGCCAUCAAGCUAGGUUCUAUACAUUGCAUUAUCCAAACAUGUCGAAAAUACAUUUACUGAGAGCUUUUCUCAACGAGAGAUUAACAGCUGCUGCCGAGGAGAUAUUCGGGGUCGUUGAAAAAACGAUAUCAGAAUAUCAGGAAGAACUUGUCCGUUUACAGAGUCUGCUUGACAUUGUUCUUCAACCGACGAUAAAGCUACACAGAGCAGAACUCCAGCAGCUCACUAUCUCAGAGUUUCCCCCUGAGCAGCAGCAACACAGGGUGCUGGAGUGGAGCCCCAUUCAUGGGCUGGAGGACCCAGAGCCCACACAAAUUAAAGAGGAACUCCAGAGAUGUCCAGAGGAAGAGCAAUUUCAAGGGCUGGAGGAAGAUGACAAUGACUGUACUCCUGUUUUUGUAAAAAGUGACCAUUAUGGGGACAUUACUCAGUCCUCACAUCUCUAUCAAGCUCAGAAGGAAGGAAAUGGAGACAGAAACCCACUACCCAUUACUACAACUGAAAAGAUAAAAACAGAACCCAAUGGAGAGGACUACGGGGAAUCAGAACCAACCCAUGUCCCCCAUACCCUCACCGUAGUCAAUCCAGAAUAUUCUGCAGCUUCCAGGGAAAAAGACCUCCAGCAGCUCAAUAUCUCUGUCUCAGAAGCAGAGCUUCCCCCUGAGCAGCAGCACAGUGAACUGGAGUGGAGACCCAGUCAUGGACAGGAGGACCCAGAGUCCACGCAGAUUAAAAAAGACCUGGAGGAAAUCUGGAGCAGUCAAGAGGAAGAGCAGCUUCAAGUGCUGGAGGAAGAUAACAGUGACUCUACUCCUGCCUUUGUACAAAGUAACCAUUAUGAGGACCCAACUAAGCCCUCAUAUUUUUAUGAAGCCCACAAGGAAGAUAAAGGUGUCAGAGACCCACUACCCAGUACUAUAACUGAACCUAUCAAAACAGAACCUGAUGUAGAGGACUACAGAGAAUCAGAACCAACCAGUGUCCCUCAACACCCCACCAUAGUAAAUCCAGAAUGUUCUGCAGCUCAGAGUACCAGUGACCUCCAGCAGUUCAAUAUCUCUGUCUCAGAAGCAGAGCUUCCCCCUGAGCAGCAGCACAGUGAACUGGAGUGGAGACCCAGUCAUGGACAGGAGGACCCAGAGUCCACGCAGAUUAAAAAAGAACUGGAGGAAAUCUGGAGCAGUCAAGAGGAAGAGCAGCUUCAAGGGCUGGAGGAAGAUAACAGUGACUCUACUCCUGCCUUUGUACAAAGUAACCAUUAUGAGGACCCAACUAAGCCCUCAUAUUUUUAUGAAGCCCACAAUGAAGAUAAAGGUGUCAGAGACCCACUACCCAGUACUACAACUGAACAGAUCAAAACAGAACCUGAUGUAGAGGACUACAGAGAAUCAGAACCAACCAGUGUCCCUCAACACCCCACCAUAGUAAAUCCAGAAUGUUCUGCAGCUCAGAGUGAAAUGGGGGUUGUAGGUAGUACGGAGAAACAUUUUAAUCAGGUCCAAUCAAAGAGAACAAAUAUGUUAAAAGGACAAGUCUCACAUAUUAAUACUACGGAUUGGACAUCCUCAGAUUUAUCUCUCCUGCAAUCACCCAAUCAAAUGAAUGCUACUUCCUGUUGUAAAGUGUGUGGCAAAACAUUUCAUCAUAUGGGUUCAUUAUUUAAACACAUGCAAACUCAUACAAAGGAAAAAGAAGGUGGUGUUUCUGGAAAUACAUUUCAUCCUACAACAAAUAUGAAAGCGCCCACCCCAACUCAUACUGCACCUAUGUUUUGUUGUCAUGUAUGCGGUCAAUGGUUCAGCAAGAACAGUACAUUGCUAAUGCACCUGAGGAGACACACUAGGGAGAAAUAUUUGUCUUGCCCUGUUUGUUGUAUAUGCUUCAAGCAAAGUGGUAAUCUGAAAAGGCACAUGAGGAUUCACACAGGGGAGAAGCCCUAUUGUUGUUGUCAUUGUGGCAAAGGAUUCAAUCAGAGUGGAAGUCUGAAAUCACAUAUGAGGAGCCACACAGGAGAGAAACCGUUUCAGUGCACUGAUUGUGGUAGAGAAUUCAGCAAUAGUAGCAAUCUAACAAAACACACCAGGAUUCACACGGGAGAGAAACCAUUUUCCUGUCCUGAAUGCAACAAAUCAUUUACACAGAGUGGACAGCUCAAAAAUCACAUGGUGACUCACAUAGUGGAGAAAUAAUUUCAAAGGAGGCUUGUUUUUUAUACAGUCAAUUUUUGAUUAAACUCCAGGAAAUAUAUAAAAAUCUACAUUUUAAAUAAUGGAAAGCAUGUACACUCACCUAAAGGAUUAUUAGGAACAC